UUUCUCUCGCUCAGUCUCUCAGCUUUCCUCACAGUCUCAAUGGCCUUCUUUUGGUAUCGCGUUCGAUAUCGAUGGCGUCGUUCUGCGCGAAGACACGCCGAUCGGAGGUUCCCCCCCGGCUCUGAGAAGGUUAUUUGAAGAUUCCUUACGUUUUCUUGACAAAUGGAGGUGGUUUUCGUGAAUCGAAAAGAGCCUUCCAGUUAAGUGAACUGUUGGGUGUAAACAUUUUAUCCUCACAGGUAAUAUGCUAAGGAAGAUUUUCAGAAAUAAUUUUUAAGUGCUAUUUAUCCUUCCUUUUCUAUUGUCAUCUACUGAUCAUUCUUGCUCAGCAAUCAGACCUGUUGAGAGAUCACAUAAAUAUAUAAUGAUAUCAAAACUUUUAUCAUUUGACCAUCAAACUCCUGAACCUUUAUUUGGUUUCUCUUUUAUGAUUGCUUUUUUUUCAUCUUCGAACUACAAUUAUCAUGCAGGUAUUACAAGGUCAUUCUCCUUUUAAACAACUAGUGGAUAGAUAUGAGAAUGAAUUCAUUGUUGCUGUGGGAAAAGGUGAACCUGCUGCAGUGAUGUUUGAAUAUGGGUUUAAAAAUGUGCUCUCUAUAGAUGAAUAUGCAUCCUUCUUUGAAGACAUUGAUCCGUUGGCAAAAUAUAAGAAAUGGACAACUAAGUUGGCUGCCAAUCAGAGUAGCACUUUUAACAAGAUAACUCAAACAAACAGUCUUUACUCACAGAGGGUUCAGGCAGCAUUUAUUGUUAGUGAUUCUGUAGACUGGAGCAGAGACAUUCAGGUUCUAUGUGACAUUUUAAGAACCGGAGGUCUUCCUGGAAGGGAAAUUGGACACCAACCACCUCUAUAUUUUGCGCAUGAUGACCUUAAGUAUCAGGCUGCUUUUCCUUCUGAGCGAUUUGGCAUGGGAGCUUUCAGAAUUGCAUUAGAAUCCAUUUUUAAUAGAAUCCACCCUAACGCUCUAGAGUAUACGUCUUUUGGGAAGCCAAAUCCAUUUGUAUUUAGGAAUGCUGAAACUGUACUAAAGCAGCUUCGGUCAUCUCUUGACCAUAAGCUGCAUGUUGAUCAUGCAAUUGAUGAAAGUCAUUUCAAGACAGUAUAUAUGGUUGGAGAUAAUCCUUCAGUUGACAUCAAAGGUGCAAAGCAGGCAGGGCAUCCCUGGUUUUCCAUUCUGACGAGGACAGGGGUUUUUAAGGGAAAGGAAAAUGAUGCUGACUUUCCAGCAGAUCUGGUUGUUGACACCGUGGAAGAAGCGGUGGACUAUAUAUUGAGAAAGGAACGCAUCUCGUAAAAUUUAUGUACUAGUUGUUUUUCCUCAGUUUUUGGUUUUCUUUUGUGAC
Juglans microcarpa x Juglans regia is the source of this 1344-nucleotide messenger RNA. RefSeq lists its product as uncharacterized. Gene Ontology annotation, cellular component: mitochondrion. Gene Ontology annotation, biological process: glycerophospholipid biosynthetic process. Bases 465 to 1295 code for a protein of 276 amino acids. The record is from RefSeq and is a predicted model, not a curated record. Lineage: Eukaryota; Viridiplantae; Streptophyta; Magnoliopsida; Fagales; Juglandaceae. The transcript has 11 exons.